AUGGACUUUACACACGGAACAGGACGGCAUGCCGGUCGACGCUACCACUGGUGCCUGCCAUGCGGCAUCCUUUUCGGGCUUAUGGCAUUCGUGACGAUGCUGACUUUCGGCGUCCUCAGCUACAUUGACCAUGGUGGGAUUGCCCACUGUGUUGAAGGUGACUGGAGGGCAACCAGGAAGGUCCCAAAGCCCGGGUACCCUGAAUCUCUGGAACCCGAUGACCAAGUUGCCAUAGCGAGCGGGAAGGUCCCCGAGGAGUUGGUGGUCCAGGAAGGACAGCUGCAUGUCCGCAGCGAUGACCCUGCUCGCAGAUAUGCCGAGCAGGAGCAGGUGGCCGAACACGACACGGACGCGGAUGAGGCGUCCGGAGCCGAAGAUCGGCGGCGGCAGAUCAGGUUGCCCAAGCUGCCCAUCCCCUCAGAGAUCCUCGAUAUUCCCAUCAAGAUCCCAACGCGCGUCUCAGAAAUCCUCGGUGACCUGCCUAUCCCCACGAUUCCCACUGACCCGGGAGACAUCAUCGACAGUCUGCCUACCGACCCAGGAGAGUUGAUCAGCGACCUGCCUAUUCCCACGCUCCCCUCGAUCCCUGCGAUCCCCACGCUACCGGUCCCCGUCCCGAUCCCGACAAAGAUCCCGGACCUACCCAUUCCCACCGGCACGAACCUUCCGGGCGUGCCACUUCCCACCGUCCAACCACCCAGCAAGCCCAAAGACCCCUACAAGCUGCCCGACCUCACCGAAAUCCCCCACCGGGUCCUGACCCUGCUACACGGCUCCAUCAGCAAGCUGAGCACCAGCAAGGACACCCCGAAGUACCUCCGCGACGUCCUCCGGCUGAUCCUCCGGAUCCUCAACCGCGUCGCUGGCGGCAAACCCGUCCCCGACCCGUGGCCGUCCAAGACGCUCCCGUUGCCAACAAAGACGAAGCUGCCGCUCCCCACGCUGACCGUCCCGACGGUUCCCAGGUUCCCGCCGCUGCCGAGGCCGACGCUGACCCUGCCCACCGGGCCAAAGCGACCCGGAAGGCCGGACAGCAUCGAGCGGGCCGCGGAGGAGGCGCGGGACGAAGGCGGCGGCGGCGAGGAGCUGCUGAGCGACGAGAGGCGCAAGCAGCUCCGGGCCUCUGUGGCCGACGAGGUGUGGGCCGGGGCUGACUGGAGCAACCCGCUCCUUGCGCCCCUCACGGCGGCGGCGGCCAUGCUCACGUUUGAUGCUGUCUACGCGGUCGCGGGGAAGUGGAAGGAAACAGACGACGAGGGUGAGAAGGACAGGCUGUUGGGCUUGUUUGUUGUUGUCAAUGAUGAUGAGUAG
Diaporthe citri is the source of this 1311-nucleotide messenger RNA. RefSeq lists its product as uncharacterized. NCBI's taxonomy places the organism in Eukaryota, Fungi, Ascomycota, Sordariomycetes, Diaporthales, Diaporthaceae. The coding region runs from base 1 to 1311 and encodes 436 amino acids. The transcript has a single exon. The record is from RefSeq and is a predicted model, not a curated record.